Brienomyrus brachyistius is the source of this 1294-nucleotide messenger RNA. RefSeq lists its product as uncharacterized. Bases 131 to 1294 code for a protein of 387 amino acids. NCBI's taxonomy places the organism in Eukaryota, Metazoa, Chordata, Actinopteri, Osteoglossiformes, Mormyridae. The record is from RefSeq and is a predicted model, not a curated record. Gene Ontology annotation, molecular function: GTP binding. The transcript has 5 exons.
UCGGGAGACAUUCAAGGCGAGUUCAGCCAAGCAGUGUUACCUUACGUAAGAAGGAAGCCCUGUAGAAAAGCCACCACCAACUUGGUGUUUGCUAACUCUGGAAGACACAGGGGAGUCUGGUUAGGAAAUCAUGGCUUGUUUUGACAACCAAAAUCAAGGAGGGGGCUCAUCCUUGGAGGAUUCAAUGGCAAGAAUAAAGUUAUUAAAUGAAGGUAGUACACUGAUCACUGAAGGUCCCCCAGAGAGGCGUCUCCUCAAUACAAGUAAACAGGAAAUAGACGAGCAAGGAAAUAUUAGAAGAUGGACGUUUGGAGUAAAGAAUCCACGAAAAAUGAUGAAAACAAUAGUUCUGUUGGGAGAGACGGGAAUAGGGAAGAGCACCCUCAUCAAUGCGAUGACAAACUACAUCCUGGGAACAGAAUGGAGUGACAAGAUCCGCUAUGAGAUCGUCAAGGAGAAAGUGAGGGACCAGACUGAAUCUCAGACUUCAGAAGUGAAUGUUUACGAGAUCUUUGGGUAUGAAGAUAUCCGAGUGCCAUUCUCCCUCAGAAUCAUUGAUACUCCUGGUUAUGGUGACAUAAAUGGAGAGAGUAAAGCCAAGAAAAUUGCAGAAACUCUGUGUUAUUUGAUCCAGUGUGAAGACGGAGUUCACCAGCUUGAUGCAGUCUGCUUAGUUGUGAAGGCAUCACAGUACCGCCUUACCCCACACCAACGCUGUAUUUUCGAUGCUGUUCUCUCUUUAUUUGGGAAAGACAUAAAGAAGAAUAUAAUUCCGGUCAUCACAUUCUCAGGGGGGGGCAAACCUGCUGCCCUUGCAGCUAUUGAUAAAUUUGGUUUCUCAUGGUGUAGAGAUGAAAAGGAUAAUCUAGUUCACUUUCGAUUUGAUAACACUCCUGAGGAAGAGGAUGACGUGGACACCUCACCCGACUAUUUGGAAAAUGCCUGGGACAAAAGGAAGAAGACCAUGGGAGAUUUUUUCAAGUACCUGAACGCUCUGGAAACAAGAAGCUUGGUGAUGACGCAUAAAGUUCUGUUGGAACAUGAGAAGCUGGAGCGCUGCGUGAAGAGUCUUCAGGAUCAGAUUGUAAAGGCUGAACAUAAGCAGAAUGAGAUCAGGCAAACCCAGGAGGCCUUGGAGAAGAACAAAGAGGAAAUACAGGAAAAGAAAAACUUUGAAUAUGUUGUGAAACAAAGUUUUGCAGACAAAGUUGAAUCAGAUAGCUAUGCAACUUCCCCCUAUGUCACAGUCACGUACAUGGAUAGUGAGGGCACCAUAACACACACUGACCCCUGA